AUGGACGAAUUUGAGUCAGUAAAUCGGCUGGAAUUACCACCACCACCGCGCUCGUUCUGGGACUUUAUUGACAUUCUAGCACCCGUACUGAAAUAUUAUGUGGCUUUACUAGCACUAUUCUUAGGCGCGCGCUGGUUCAAUCGACAGGUAGACAACGAAGCGUUGGCACAGGAGCAGGAGAAGCAACAGGAGCGACCUAAACUAACACCGGAAUUAACCGUUGUGAGCUCAGAAGAGGAAGAUGAGGAAGAAAUGGAGGAACUUGUUACUAGUGGUGAUCGUCUCAUACCACUAGAUGACAAGAAUAAAAGGAAGAAAAAACCAAACGUAACUAAGGAAUUGUUUGAUGGUCUUCGCAAGGUGGAGCAAGAGUUGCGCGAUAAUAAAAACAAGGAGCACGAUAAUAACGUGAGCUGGAACGAAUUGCAUCAAAGUAUGCUUAAACGCUAUAAAGACAAAUAUCCGAAUCACGGUCUGCGCGUGGCGAACCCCGAGACAGAUCGCUACGAUGAGGAAUUCAAUGAGUUGUUGCGGAAGAACAACAUCAAUCCAAAUGACCUAAAGAGUCAGAGCGGUCAAAAGACUGAAUGA
This is a messenger RNA of Plasmopara halstedii, 591 nucleotides long. RefSeq lists its product as uncharacterized. The coding region runs from base 1 to 591 and encodes 196 amino acids. The transcript has a single exon. The record is from RefSeq and is a predicted model, not a curated record. Lineage: Eukaryota; Oomycota; Peronosporomycetes; Peronosporales; Peronosporaceae.